UUGUCAUCGUCAUGAUCUUAGACAAGGAAAGAGAGUCUCUUUUUUCCUUGUCUAAGGUCAUGAUCAUCUGUUGAUGAAUUUUUUGAGGUUAGGUUUGCACAGGGCACAGCACAGGAUAUAAUAUGCACAGGAUGUUUUGGGAUGUUUUUAGACAGCCAUAGAUGAGAGCACGAGCACAGUCACAGGUCACAGUGUAGAACAAGCACAGAAAACAAUGCUGUGUUUUUAGUUUGUUAUUAUUUAUCUUAUGUUAUGCUUCGGCUGUUUUGGCGCGUGGCGUAGAAUAAUAAUAUGGUUUUGGUGAUUUUUAACAAAGCAACACCAAAUAUACAUAUAAAAUUUCGAUUGUAAAUUUUUUGAUUUCAAUCCUUUUAAAAAUCGGUAAAAAAACCAUCAUUAUUUAAUUACCCAAGACUUUGUAUUAGCAAGAAAGUAUGGAUUCUAUCUACCCAUCUACUGCAACGAAUCCUAUUCAAUCGACUCUAAGAAGUUCUGAGGUUCUCCCAGGGGCUUGCCUUGUUUGCAGCAAAAUAUUUAAAAAUGUGCAAUUACGAAAUCGUCAUAUCAAAAGAAUACAUAAAUUAGAUGUGUCGAUUAAGAAAAUGAAUCAUAUUGUUUGUCCCUUAUGUGAGCAAGAAACUAAUUUAAAAAGUCAUGAGAACUUACGAAAACAUCUCGAGGAGAACCACCAGAUGAGUAUUGAACUAAUAACUUUGGAAUUUUCUAGUGAACAAGAAUAUGAGACAUGGAAAUAUAUGCAGAAAAUUGAGACAAGUUAUGCAAAGCAUAGAAUAGUUAACAGAGAGGAACAUAAGAUGUUAUACUAUGAGUGUAACAGAAGUGACGCAUAUGGAUAUAAGCCCAACUAUAAAGUUAGAACAGAAAAAUCUGGGGGAUCAAUUAGAAUUAAAGGAGUGUGUCCCUCCAGACUGGUUUGUAAACUGAGAAAUCAAGGACAAGUAUCUGUCAGUUAUUGGAAAACACAUGUUGGACAUAACGAAGAAUUAAGAACGAUGCAUCUCUCAAAAGCAGAAGAAAAAAUGAUUGUAGAGAAGGUAACAUCUGGAGUGCCACACAGCAGAAUUUUAGAAGAUUCAAGAAAAAUGGAAACACCAAAACUAGGAAGACUUCCCCUAUUAACAAGUAUCGAUCUCAGAAAUUUGUCCAGGAAGUAUAAUAUACACAAGAAACCAGACCAAAAUGAUAUGGUAGCAACAGACUUAAAGGUUAAGGAAUGGAAUGAUAACAAGAAUUAUGUUUUAUUACUCAAGAUGGAAGAUGAUGCUGCAAGCUGUUUGGGAGAAACUUCAAUUAUCAAAUUGGGGCAUGAGGAGGAAAUUAAUGACUUUGUCAGAGGGAAGUUAGAACAGAGAAAUGUGAUCCAGGAAGAAACCAAAGAAGAAGAAGAAAUCCUAAGACUUCAAAAGGAAGAGUUAAAAAAUUUCAUAGAUGAAUUAGACAACGAUAGUUUUACCAAAUUUAUGAGAAACAUUCAAGGAACAAUGUGCAAGAUGAAGGAAGAAUUGCAGGAAAAGGCGAGGAAUAUUACAAAAAAGCGCAAAAUGGAGAAGCAGUAUUUUGUAAGAAUAAAGAAAUUUAAAAAUUGCUCUUUAGUGUUUUAUUUGGUUUGCAAUAGUUAUUUUAAAGGCAGAAACGUAUUAGAGAGUUGCGGACGCGACAGUGGAACACUUGAGAUUCUCAUUAAAAAUUGAAUCAAGUCCUCGUCGCGUCUGCGGCUUUAGAAAAGCAUUUUUUUUAUUAAUCAUAGGGUAAAACUCCAUUAAAAGUGUAAUUAUAAAGUAAAUAAUAAUAAUAACUAGCAUCAACACAAUAAAAGUAGUAGGUACUCAUAAGAAGAUACAAUGCAAUAAUACAAACAAUCACAAUAUGUAACCUAAAAUAUAAAAUGUAACAAAUAUAACACUAAAUUUAACAAGACGUAUUAACAAUAAUGAAACAGACAUUUUUACAACAAUGAACAUCAUAAAGCCAGAGAUCUCUUCAGUUAAUCCAAUGAAAUAUGGAAAACAUCAACAUUACCGCUAUUCAAUAAUCCCAUAUUCGCGGUGUGCAAGUACUUGGAAGGGAAACGAGAAACGACCGUGCGCGAGUCGCGGAGAAUAUUUCAACUAUCUUAAAUAAUUCAUAUUGUCAAUUGAAAUUGUCAAAUUGACGUAUAUUUCAUACCUUCUGUCAUUGAA
Messenger RNA from Diabrotica virgifera virgifera (western corn rootworm), 2201 nucleotides. RefSeq lists its product as uncharacterized. Lineage: Eukaryota; Metazoa; Arthropoda; Insecta; Coleoptera; Chrysomelidae. The transcript is spliced from 3 exons. The record is from RefSeq and is a predicted model, not a curated record. Bases 435 to 1712 code for a protein of 425 amino acids.